Molecule: messenger RNA, 5976 nt
Organism: Megalopta genalis
Lineage: Eukaryota; Metazoa; Arthropoda; Insecta; Hymenoptera; Halictidae
Source: RefSeq, a predicted model, not a curated record
AGGAGAAUAGAGGGGCAAGAAUAGAACUGGGUUUGGCAAGCGUGGUGAUUUUACACCUACCUUUUAACCGGACCGUGGCUGAUUGUAUUGUAUCCAUUUCACGAUACAUAUCAUGCUUUGCCUAGGUGGUUUCCCUAAGAAACGUGUAUUUCUGUUUUACAUACUAUUACAACAUUUUAUUGUCGCUGUGACAGAGUCAUUUAACAGCAUUUCGUACGAUCGAAGCUAGUUUUCAAUAAAGUGUAGAUAUACUAGAAAUAUGAGAUUACGGAAAGUUGUGAUAUGUAUGUCGUAAAAUUGUAACGUGCUACGACUUAAUAAAUCUGUCAGCUUCUGAAAAAUUACACUUUAACUUCCGAUCAAUCUGAAAACUCUAAGAAUGACUUAAACGGAUCACGAUCAUUAUUAAAGAGCUUCAAUGCGCGAUGGUGGAUAUUAUAUUAUGUUGGAUAUGUUGGCUGUUUUGGGUGGGACUACCGACACUCACAGCUUAUCCUAUAUCAUCUUCGAUACAAACAGAUCUUUCAUAUAUCCAUAUUACAUCAGGAUGGGAACGAUAUUGGAUACAGUGUAUGAUCGCUGUUUUAAGUAUAACUGCUGCAGCAUUUACUUUAGUUGGAUGUCUUUGUUGUCGAAGACCUAGAAGACCGAAAGGAUUCCAGGAUACAGCAGAAAAGUACAAGCAGGAAUUCAAAGACGGAAACAACAUUGGACCGGAGUCAGCACUUGAGCACACUAUCGAAGGAUUAGAAUUAGAUGUUCCUCGUAUGUUAACUAUUGCAGAUAGAGUUCAGUUUGAGCCUCUACCUGUAGAUCAUAUUAUAUCCGGAUCUAAAAAUUCCUCGAAACUUAAACCAUUACCACUAUCAACAUCAUUUUUUGAAGAACGUGAUUCUGAUCCUAAUACUUUACCAGAACACUGUCGCGAUUGGUUUGAUGCACAGGAGUUAUCUGUGCCUAGAGAAAAGUUAAAAUAUUUGAGAGAAUUAGGUCAUGGUUGGUUCGGAAAAGUUGUAGAAGGUCGUGCAGACUUGGAAGAAUGUAAAAGGAUAUCAAAGAAUGGAGGUGUAGUUGUAAGAAUUCUCACAGAAGAAGCUACCACAAAAGAGAAGGCUUGGUUUCUUGGUGAAGCAACGCCAUAUUUGAAGCUACAACAUCAAAAUAUUUUGACUUUGUUGGGUCUUUGUCUAGACACCGAUCCAUACUUAUUAAUAUUUGAAUCUUGUCCAGUAGGUGAUCUUAAACGGUUUCUAUUAUCAAAUUAUGAUUUAAAAUCUCAAAAUGCACUUAUUAAAGAAAAUAUUCCAAUUCGAAUGGCACUAGAUAUCGCAGCUGGUUUGAAACAUAUGCAUGAUUAUGGGUUUGUGCAUACAGAUUUAUCUGCAAGAAAUUGUUUAGUAGCAUCAGAUUUAUCAGCAAAAUUAGGAGAUUAUGGGACUGGUGUAGAAAAAUAUCCUGAAGAUUAUUAUGUAGUAGGAGAUCGUGCAUUACCUAUAAGAUGGUCAGCACCAGAAAGCAUCGAAUGUACAGAUACUACUAUUGAAACAAGAGAGAUUACACCUCAAGCAAAUAUGUGGAGUUACGGUAUUUUUCUUUGGGAAAUUGCUACUUGGGGAAGCAAACCAUACAACGAUAAGAGCGAUGAGCAAGUUAUUCAAAUGCUGUUAUCUCUAAGAACUGAUUCUUUGCCAAAUGGUACACAAGUAUUACAGACCUACUUGGAAGGGUGUGCAUCAAAUAUACUUCAAGCAAUUCAAUUAUGUUUGGAUUCAAAACCGCAAAAGAGAUCAACAUUGGAUGAAGUGAAGCAAAUCCUUUUGAAUGAAUAUACAGACUAUUUAGACUUUGAUCAAAGAUGGGAAAGUUUACGAGUGAAUAAAAUUAAACACAUUCGCAGUGCUAGCUUACAAGAUCUUAGAGGUAGCAUUGAUUCAGACUACUGGACUACAAUCGUUGAUGACACACCACGGCAAUCUUCAUUUCGUCUUGGACCAUGCGAGCCUGUAAAGAAUGUACCAAAUGUUAAAAAUAUAGUUGUCCAUCAUGAGUCUAGCUCUGAAACUGAAGAAGAAAGUUGGAAAAGACAAAUUGAACAAGGAGUUUAUACUGAAAAGGUGAAAGAAAAAUCUAAAUCUGUUACUGAUCUAAUGGUGCUUGUUCAUAUUGAUCUUGAUUCUGAUGCAGAAGUGUCAAUGGGAACUCAAGUACCAGAUAAAUAUGUUAAGAAAAAAUUACCAGCUAGUGGCAGUGAUAGUGACAUUAGACAUAGUGUUCAUACGGAUGAAUUUGAUGAAGCAUUAAGAAAGUUACGAGAUUCUUUGCCAAAUAAUACUUCUCAUAAGAUCAAAAUGUUAGAUACUUCAGAAAGGCCUAAACUACUGACGUUAACAAUGGAUCAGGGUCAAACGCCAAUCUUAAGGUUAUCAUUAGAUGAUGAUGAAUCUGUCACAGAAAACAGUGCUACACCUACUGCAAAUGCGAAUGUGGAAACUCGUAGUGAUAAACACGUAUUGAGACUUCUGUCAAAAGGAAAUCCAGAUUUACCCCUUCUUCGUUUUGUACCUGAUGUCGCGUCUUCUUGUGAAACGUUACAGGAAAACAUUGAAUCUCAAUAUAACGAUGUAUCUAAACAUGAAAACAAUGAUAAUAGUUACUUCUCUAAUAAUUUUUCUGUUAAUUAUGAAGAACUUGAAAAUCAAAUAGUCGAUGUUGAACUGUGGAAUCAUGCAUUAGAUUCUGUUUUAAAGAAGAAAGUUCCUGGUUUUUUGUAUGAAGGUGAAUUCAAUCAAUAUACAGAACCUUCUACUAAACAAGUAAGUAAUGAUACACCAGAAUUGAUCGUAACUGCUGUAUCUACAGAAAAUACGCCACAAUGUCAAACAAAAUAUUCUACAUAUAACACGAGUGAUGAAUUUUCUAAUGUUGAUGAUAUUGACAUGGAACGACAAUGUAUACCUAAUGAUGAAGAAGAGGAAAGAAAGCAAUUAUCUACUCCGGAUGAUGAACAAAGUUCUGAUUCCGGUUUCAGGGAUAAAGAGUCUUGCGAAGAAGAAGAAAAUGUUUGUUCAUCCUCGGUUCCUGCAUCUUCUGUUAAUGAUUCUGCUAUGAACACAUCAACAUGUACAGAAGAACAACAGUUACAGAUUUUAUUUGAAUUAGACGCAAUUCUCGAUGCUGAAUAUUAUGCAACAUUACAAGGUCCUGAAAAAGUAACAGAAAGCUUAUCCCUUGUUAAGUGUACAGGUGACAGAAUGUUUCAAGUAAAUGAUGAGGAAUCCGAUUCUUUGAAAACUGUAGAUACUAUAGUCGAAAUAGAAGUUGGCGGUGCUGUAAACGUUAAUUCGACAGAAAAUAAUACUGUAAUAUCAGUGUCAGAAGGUGAGAAAGAAGUAGAAGCAGAUAUUGUAUGUAAACGUGAAGAACAUGUAGAAGUAAGAAAUUCAAAUAAUAUUAGCGUUACUUCACCAUUAAAAGAUGCAAUCCAGAAUCACAGAGUUGCGGACUUACAAAAUCACUCUGUAUCGAUGGAUAUGGAAUGUAUGAAUACACAUAGGACAUUGGAAGAAUAUCUACCGAAUGUAAACAAAAUUGAGAACGAAACUGAAAAAUCUGAAAGUGCAAACGAAAUCGAAAAGUUUGAAAUUGAAAACGAAAGUAAAAAUGAAAAUAGUACUGAAACUAAAAGUGAAAAUAGAAAUAAAACUGAGAACGAAAUUGAAAAUAGAAGUGAAGCUGAAAACGAAAUUGAAAAUAAAAGUGAAACUGAGAAUGAAAGUGAAAAUAGAAAUGAAGAUGAAAACAAAUACCAAAAUCAAAAUGCAAAUACAAAUGAUGAAGAGGAAGAUAGUUCUACAAUGAGUUUACGCAGUGAUAAUUCUUAUGUAUCAUUUGGUAUGGAAGAAGAGUUUGUGACAGCAAUUCGAAAUGAACUAAGAGAGAAAUUGCCGUGUGCUCAAAUGUCUGUUGUAGAACCUUUAGAGAUGCAUGAUGAUGACGAUAAUCCUUCUCUAUCUACUGACAUUGAAAAUAAACAAUGGGAUGAUGAUGAUGAAGAUAAUGAAGAGAUGUCGAAUCAGGGUAGCGGAGGAGUGGGUAUUUCGAUAAGGUAUAACAUAUAUGGUACUCCACUAAGUCCGAUCCAAGAAGAACGAGAAAGUACUCUUACAUCAGAGUCCCUAAUGUCAAAUUCUAGAGAUACGUCAAUCACUUCAAGAGAAUCAGCUGUAUCGGAUGAUGUGUUGUUAGUUGAUACUCGGACAAACAAAAUGGUUUUAUUGGAAGGUUUAGGAGAGAGAUUGCACGACGAUGAACGAGAUACUACUAAUGGAGACCUAUCCGAAGAAGAAAAUUUAGACUAUAACUGUUCGGUAGUACGUUCUCGCGAUGAAAAGUCACAUAUUAUGAUUGGAAGUGGAGUGGCCCCUUUGCCCAGUCCUGAAGAAGAAUCUAAAUGGCAACAAUUACCUCCACCUUUCCCACUUCCAUUGCCUUUACCGGUAGAGGAUGGAUUAAUGUCAACAAGUUUUGGAACUGAACAUGGGUGGGGCAGUCAAGAUGAAGAUGAAGAAGAAGAAGAGGAGGAGGAGGAUGAAGAAGAUGAGGAUGAAGAUAACAGUUCUAGUUCUGGAGAAUUUGUUUGGAAGAGGUACAAUGAACCGCAUGUUGAACAAGUUCAAACUCGAAGCAUGUUGGCAAGUAAUAGCGAAGGGUCAGCUGUUGAUAUCGAAGAUGAGAUGGAUGCAGAAGAAGAGGAAGAAGAUGAAGAAGAAGAGGAAGAGGAAGAGGAAGAUGAGGAGGAAGAAGAAUUUACACCUUCAGCUUGGAACGCAACAUUAGCUCCGCAUCGUUCCGCAUUAAGAUCUCCAGACAAAACAUUAAAAUCUGGCGACGAUUCGGAUCAAAAGAAGAGUGUUUGGUUCAAGAAGCAACGCUAUCACUGCGUAUACGAAUAUCCGAAGGAAACAUUAGCUACCGAUACUCAAGGAGAAACAUCUACCACCUGGGAGCCUACUUCAUAUGCUGGUAGUGUGUCUAAUAAACACAUUAGCUUAGAAUAUUGUAGUAGCUCAGCAUUAUCCUUAAAUUGGGAGGAAAUGCUAGAUGAGCCACGAUUAGAUCUGUAUCCACUGGAUUAUGAUGAUGGUAACCAUACAGGAAACGAGGAAUUUUUUGUGAGCAGUUCAAAUCGUCCAUUUCAAUUUCAAACUAGUGACAGUAAAUAUGUAAGUCAAUUCUUUCCUGGUGCUUCUACAUCGGCUAAUGAAGAAUCAGACGAAGUAGACAGCGGCCAUCAAGUAGUACAGCAGAAUAGAAUGGAAUUGAUGAGUGAUUACGGGCACAGUCAGCAACAUCAGUUAGGAGAACUCAGACACACGAGGGAUCGUUUGAAAUUAAAUUUGUCUACGAACGGCACACCGUCAUUUCUCGUUAAACAGUUAAAAGAGGAUGAUAUUGAACAAUUGGAAGAGAAGGAUAAGGUCGUGGAAACAGCGGAAAAUGUAGACUUUACUGAAAAUCAAUGCAUCCUAUCGAAUUCCUCGAACCAUGAUCUUUUACCAAUGGUGCCUCUCCGUGAUAUUCGACAAGAGAGAAGUCUUGAUCCAGCUUCUUCAAAAAGUGUCCAAUGUGAUAGCCAGAGAAAUGUUGAACCCACCGAUAAGUGCAGUGUUUUAAUCGACGACUAACGUAUCGCAAAGCCAAUUGUAAAUUUUUAAAGGAAAUACUUUAUCCGAAGUCCGUCCGAAAUAAUUUCUUUGCAAAAUUACAAUGAUAUCUCAAACCAACGAGAUCAUUGUAUGUAAAUUGAUUCUUGAAUAUUAUACAUAAGGCUCUAUGUGUACAUAAAAAAUGUAGCAACUUUUUAUUUUACGGCUAAAAUUUCAUCGAUUGUCCAUAGUAUUUCGUAGUUAAGUAUGAAAAAUUUUUUUGUUGUAUAGAAGUGUAUCAAUAUAUAAAUAGACUUUAAGAUUAACAUAA